AUGAAAUUCAAAACCCUCAGUAAUUCGCAAGUUCGAGAGCUCCUUCUAGGAGCGUCUCGCACCCAAUGGACCAAAUAUAUUGGUCAAUUGCACACUGCGCUAAAACGAUACUCUCAAAACCCAGGUAUUGUGCCUCCUAGGAUUGUAGAACCUAUCCCGGAUGGCAGCACCAUUCAUUUCGUGAUGCCAGUUCUGGACGACAUCUACUGUGGUGUGAAGACCAUGGGUUACAAUGCAGCAGCGGGCACUGGAUUUGAAGGUUCAGUGAUAGUCACGGAUCCCAAAUCGGGCAUCUUGAAAGGCGUGGCGGAGGUGAAGGAACUGACCGGUGUCAGGACGGCGAUGACCAGCUGCAUCGGUCUCGUGCGUCAACUGCCUCUUUUUGGACAAACUGUGAUAGUUACGGUCUUCGGGACUGGACUGCAAGCGUUUUGGCAUGCAUAUAUAUGCUCCAAGCUUCUAGAAGGCAAAAACAUUACUGUCAAUUUUGCACAUAGAAAGACGCCCAUGGAUACUUCUUUGCUGCAAAAAUGGAUUGCAGGCUUGACUGUAAACCAGAUCCCGCUCAGCGACAACACUGAGAUUUCCAAGGCGGUGUCGCAGAGCGACAUUAUUUUCGGAUGUGUGCCCUCCACAUCGCCUGCUAUCCUGAAAAAGGACCUCGAGUCGCCCUUGGGCCCCAGCUACACCUACAUUUCUCUGAUUGGCAGUUACAAAAGCCACAUGCACGAAUGUGACACUGCACUUGUCGAAGAGUUCAAGGCCCAGGACGCUAAGAUUCUGGUGGAUUCCGCGGAGCACACACUUGCAGAGGCGGGCGAGUUGAUAGACGCCCAAGUAGUGCCAGAACAGCUAUUGGAGCUGGGCAAGUUAGAAGACUCGACCCAGGUUCCUACCGUUCAGAUCAACGAGAAAAGACAGGUCACCCUGUGCAAGAUAGUAGGGUUGGCCGUGAUGGACGUGAGCACUGCUAUGUCUCUACUGAACGAAGUGGGAACCUAG
Molecule: messenger RNA, 1002 nt
Organism: Lachancea lanzarotensis
Lineage: Eukaryota; Fungi; Ascomycota; Saccharomycetes; Saccharomycetales; Saccharomycetaceae
Product: LALA0S12e02454g1_1
Exons: 1
Coding region: 1-1002 (333 amino acids)
Cellular component (GO): cytoplasm
Source: RefSeq, a predicted model, not a curated record